UUCCGGGAGGGGCCUGCGAGUAGACGUUACCCGCUGCGAGGUGUGAGAACGGGAUGCCGGGUGGGCUCGGCUACGCGAACCCCGGCCCGCGGCCAGCUGGCUCGGCCUGGGCUACAGCGGCUGGCCCGAGGGGGCGUCCUGGAGCCGGCAGCCACGCCGCGCCAAAAGUUCCGGUGUCUUUGGAGGCGGCGCCUAGGCCACAGAGGUGCUGUCCCAGCCGCUGCUCACUUGUCCUGGACCCCACAACUUCUCGCUGGGGUCGGUGGGCCCCAGGCUACGGCCGGGACGUCAGUGCGCGCGGUCUGCGCCCCGCCGCGGCGGGUACUUCUGGCGUCCGGGCAGUCGUUCCCCGGCCAGCUGAGCAGCCGGGCAAACGACAUCUUCGCAGCGCCCCCGAGAAUCUCGCAGACUUCAGUGGAACUGUCCCUCCGCCUCGCCGCCCCCUCCGCUGUGAGAUGGCAGCACCGCGCCAGAGCAUUGUGAGUUCUGCGACCUCGAGGUCAAGCCAUGCAAAUGACGUUUGGAAUAACAUUUGUAAAUUCACUGAUGAACUGGUGAAGAGGUUUCCAAAUUCAAAAAUGCGGAUGUCCUUCAUCACCACCUCCACACAGAACAGCACCCUCAUGAAGCUCACCUCAAACAGAAAUACAAUACGUGAUGGUCUUAAGAAACUUGAGAAUAUAGUGCCUACCGGAGCCACAAACCUGGACGAAGGAUUUAAAAAGGCAAUUGAGCAGAUCAGACGAGCAAACUCUGGAGGCAACAGUGCUGCCAGUAUGAUUGUUGCUCUUACUGCAGGACCACUGCCACCAACGGUAUUUGAGAAGACUAAGUCCGAAGCUAAGAAGGCUCGUAAGAUGGAUGCCAAAGUUUAUGCUGUGGGUGUAAAAGACUAUAAAAGUGACCAGCUGGCUGGCAUUGUAGAAAGAAAAGACCAGUUUUUUGGGAUAAAAAGUGGCUCCAAGACCCUGGAAGACAUUGUUAACGUGAUAGGUGAGCUGGUGGUAAAUUCCUGUCAUGAAAUCAUGGAUAAGGAGAGUUACUUUGUUUGUGUAGGAGAAGGAUAUGAAUUUACAUUUUAUGAUACUGAGUUAGAUGAACACACGAUGGAUGAAAUUGUUUGCAGAUAUAAGUUGGACGAUGCCGAUACCUUCGAUAAAAAACCCGUAUAUAAGGAUGAUGAGUCUUUAGCUUGCCCAGGACAUAAAUUUGAGAAGCCCGGCCAGGUGGUCGUCGUUGAUUACAGCCUGAACAAUGGUGUUACCUUCAUUGCGGAGAGCAUGAAAGUCACCAGCAUGAGUUGUGGCGGAACAGAGCCCACAGAUGCUCCGAAGGCGGUGACAUCAGUCCCCACAGUCACAAAGAAGACGACAGUGCCCACAACCACCACAAGGAGGACCACAGUGUCCACAGUUCUCACAAAGACGAUGACACUGCCCACGACAACCACAUGGAGGACCACAGCAUCCACGGUUGUCACACAGGAGACACCAGGAACCACAGCUGUCCCAGAAAAGCCUACUCCUGAGUACCUGGACUACCUGUUCCCAUUGUCUGUCCCAACUCUGAUUGUUAUCGUGGUGGUGAUCUGCUGUCUCUGUUGCUACAGAAAGCCCUGCAGAGAGCCACCAGUGCCGAAAAUAAUAAUGAACUCAGAGAGAUGUGUAAAGACACGCGCCCCGGUGAUUGUCCCUUCUUGUAUGUACCAGGAACACACGAUAAGACGGAUAGAGGUGAGAAGGGCCUUUAGGUGGGGCUGA
Molecule: messenger RNA, 1760 nt
Organism: Suricata suricatta (meerkat)
Lineage: Eukaryota; Metazoa; Chordata; Mammalia; Carnivora; Herpestidae
Exons: 15
Coding region: 54-1760 (568 amino acids)
Cellular component (GO): membrane
Molecular function (GO): signaling receptor activity
Source: RefSeq, a predicted model, not a curated record